CUAUGGAUCAUUCAUUUUGGUUAAAAUUGAAAUGAAAUGUGUCCGAAUGAGUCUAGUCUCAGUCACCACCGCAAGUUCCUCCGAGCGCUUUCUCUAUCGCACUAUCUAUCAUUCUCAUGCUUUCUCCUUCCCUCUGCACCGCCGAUUUCAACCUCUUUCCUCCUCCGCCGUACUCCGUCGUCUUCCACCGUACCGCGCUACCUCCCCCGGUUCUCCGCUCCCACCUUCCGAUAACAAUUCAAGCAACCUUAAAGGAGCAGAUGUUGGUGCAUCUUUAUCCAAAAUUCAAGAUAGGAUACAGAUAUUCUUUGCUGUUCUUUUCUGGUUGUCUCUAUUCUUUUGGGCUUCUGCCUGGGAUGGGAGGAAUAGACCAAACAAGGGAUCAAGAUUUAGAUGAUAAAAUACAGGUAUACUCUGUGGAAAGGAAGGGUCAUUUUAGAUUGAACAUCAUUCAUUUAUGGAAGGACUAAUCGUCGGUUUGAUGUGUUCAAAGGAAUUGAUAUUUUUGCACAGACCGUUGUUGGGUGUAAUAUGGUUUGCAAUCUUUUGCUUCUCAUGAGAAACGAUCGAAUACGACAUAUUUUGUUCUGUUGCUUUCCAGACCGUAACACUGGAUGAAAAUGGAGAUGAAAAUUUGUUGUCGUUACCUAAUAGGCCCAAUUGCUUAUAAAUAUCAAUUUCCAUUUAAUACAAAGCCUCAGAUAUCUUUCAUGCUUGAUAUAAUUAUACUUUGGUCAAAGCAUCAGUGAAGUUUCUAAGAUUCAAACGAAAUAUUUAAUAUAUUAAAAAUUAUACAGGACGUAAAGUGUUUAACCCCUUUACUUUUCAUUGUUUUGGUUCAUUCUUGUGAAUUGUUUCUCAGAGUUUUAGGAAACAAUCUCACAUUUACAGAGGAAUUAAACACGAAAUUGUACCAAUUACUAAAUUGCUUUUUGACUCUGCCAAUGGUGGUUGUAUCAAGUAAAUAACAUAAAAGCAAAAGGAAUUAGUCUUGACAUCUGUUGCAUACUUCAACACAUAUUUAUAUAGCAGUUUUGGAAUAACGCAGUUCACGGUUGAGGUUGUUUUUACCAAGUAUAUAAGCAAGAUCAUGACAUCCCCUGUCGCUUCCACUUUCCAGUAUGUAGUUUUAAAAGGUUGCUACAUUAUUAGCAAACGCCAUACGGCGACAAAAAACGCCCAUGGUGCCCAAAAGCAGGUGUUCAUUCAUGGUUGGUCUAAAUUGGGAAGGUUCAUUAGAGAUGGCGAUACAAAAGUAAUUGGUGUCCGUUCAAUUUUGCAACUUACAGUAAAACAAAAAUGGCGACUAAGGUCCCCCCAUUAACGUGUCUCUUCUGCAUUGGUUGUAGUCUAUCACUUGCAUUCCCUUUUCCUAAAUUUGUAACUCGGGAUUGGAUAACACAUUCCUCUAAGUAAUAAUGUCCAUUGUUAAUUCUUAUAUAAACACUUGCUUCUUUCUUACAUUCAAUUCCAUGUCUCACUCUAAUAAUAAUCCCACGAAUCACUUUGGUUUCUGCUUUUUCUCUUUCCUUUUGCAGUUGAGUACUUUUCUUUGACUUUUCAGUUCCUGGUUGUUUCAACUUGCACCAUUUCGUUUCUAUUUCUGUCCUCAACCAUUUUCUUAUUGUUUCCCCGUAGAAGAUGUUACUUAGAAGUUCCUCCGCACCAAUUCUAACUUCAUUGGUACUCUAUUCCAGAGACUCCUCCACUGAACCAGAAAACAUUUUUCGGCUACCUAAAACAACAUCAGCUUUAAGUCUAAACCAAAUACCUGUAGAGAUAGACCUUAAAAACUCAAGUCCUAAGAGAAAAAACCGUGUGCAACUUGGUAAUAGUGUUCCCAAAAAUCAACAGAGUAUAAAAAUCAAAGAAAGAGAUGAAGUGAAAAGUCCUCAACAAAAGACUUAUUACAUGAAAUCACAACCUUCCAUUCAAGAACUGUUUUCGAGUUUGGAUUUAGAUAAGGGAGUAAUGGAUCAUGAAGAAGAGUGUUGUGGGGGGAAGAAAGAUGGUACCUUGCAGACUUCUGUGAUGGGUGGUGGAAUGGGGAGUGAUGGUGGUUGUAAUGGUAGUGGAAAAGGCUCAAAUGGUGGACAUGGAAGAGGGAAGAAUUUCCAUGAAGGAAAUGAUCGUGGUAGAGAUAGGACAGAUGCUUAUUACCAGAACAUGAUUGAAGCAAACCCCGGUGAUGCUCUUUUGCUGGGAAAUUAUGCAAAGUUUUUGAAAGAGGUUUGUGAAGACUAUCCUAAAGCAAAAGAGUAUCUCGAAAGGGCUAUUUUGGCUAAUCCUGAUGAUGGUCUUGUUCUCUCCCUCUAUGCGGACUUAAUAUGGCAAACAGAGAAAGAUGCUGAUCGAGCUGAAGGAUAUUUUGAUCAAGCCAUUAGAAGUGCCCCAGAUGAUUGCCAUGUCGUAGCUUCAUAUGCUAACUUCCUUUGGGAUGCUGAAGAAGAGGAAGAUAAAGACUGCCAAAGUAAAUCAGAUGAAAAUCAAUCAUAUCCAACUGCUCUCUUUCUUGGAAGUAACCAUCACCUUCGUAUAACCGAAGCCUCAAAAGCUUUACCACUGUUUCUUAAAUGAAGGUGAUAUUGCAUGACAAAUAAGUAUGUUGCUCAAACAGCAGUAACUCAUGCCCCUUUUGGAAGUGAUUACUAGGAAUGGUUGGUGUAAUAGUAAUGACUUGCCUACUGUGAAUAGCUUUAGACCAUAACAAGAGAAAUCAACUUUUGAUGCCUCUUGUGCUUGUAAGUAACAAGGCUUCAUCAAAUGUAUGUUUUGAGAAUAUAAUGUUAUGCAUGCAGACACUAAGGAGUAUAGUGGUGCAACCUCUUUUUCAA
This is a messenger RNA of Vigna umbellata (rice bean), 2834 nucleotides long. Lineage: Eukaryota; Viridiplantae; Streptophyta; Magnoliopsida; Fabales; Fabaceae. The record is from RefSeq and is a predicted model, not a curated record.